Messenger RNA from Brassica rapa (field mustard), 1462 nucleotides. Its product is annotated as MATH domain and coiled-coil domain-containing protein At3g27040. Gene Ontology annotation, molecular function: protein binding. The record is from RefSeq and is a predicted model, not a curated record. NCBI's taxonomy places the organism in Eukaryota, Viridiplantae, Streptophyta, Magnoliopsida, Brassicales, Brassicaceae.
GAACGAUGGGGAACGAGGCAAAUAAGAAGUUCACUUGGGUGAUUAAGAACUUCUCUUCUUUCUCCCCGUAUAGUUCUCAGACUGUUUGUUCUGAUAUAUUCGUUGUUGGUCGCUGCAAAUGGCGUCUUCUCGCUUUUCCCAAAGGAUAUAAAUAUGAUGAUUAUUUUUCUCUAUAUUUGGUUGUUCCUAAUCAUGAAUCUUUGCCUUCUGGAUGGAGACGACACGCUAAAUUCUCAUGUACUAUUGUCAAUCAAAUUCCUGGAAAUGUCUCCCAACAGCGAGGUGAUAUAUAUAUAUCUAUCAGUAGAUCCUUGUCAAGUUCUGCACGUUGUAUGCUUUAUUUGAUAAUUGAGUUUCUAGUGAACAAUGAACUCAAGAUUAUUGCAGAGGUUGAUGUUCUUGAAGUUGUGGAAACUACGGACAUCGUGGAAACUACGGGCAUCGUGGAUGUCAAUGGGUUUCAAGUCCUUGUUUCACAAGUAGAAUCUGUGAACAGCUUGUUUAAAAAUCAUCCAAACAUUGCAUCAAAUGUCCGUGCAAAGAAUCCUCAUCUGAGAACAACAUACUUGAAUUUCCUACUAAGCCUGACUGAGAUUCUAUGCAAAUCUCAUGAGGAAUUCUCCAACAGUGAUCUGGCUGACGCAUAUUCUUCACUGACAUAUUUGACAAAACCGGGGUUUAAGUUGGACUGGUUGGAGAAGGCACUGAAAGAAGCUGGUGAGACUCGGAUUCAAGACAUUGAGGAAGAGUUGAAUGACUUGACUCAAAAGCGCGCGGACAUGGAUGCUCUGCUGAAGUUCUUGAAAUGACGUCGAGAGUUUACAAUCUAUUUGUUUUUGUAUCUUGGUUUUCUAGUAAUACUCUUGAGUUUUGGGAAGAAUAAGAGUCUUGUUUUGUUAUCAAGGUCCUGGAAUGUUUUAGUUUAAUCGAAGUCACUGAAUUGAGUCCAAACUUUAAAAAAAAUCACGUCGGAUUAGCGUCAACAAACAUGUCAAAGUCUUAUUAUUUGAUAACUGCUCAUUGCUAUGUUGGUGAUCAAAUUAAAUUAACAGUUCUCUCACAUCAGUAAAAGAUAAAAAAGGCUAAAAAAGCUAAUGACUUUAUUCAACAAAGAUGUACUUCAUGUGUUUGUUAAUUUGGUGUUUGCAAGCAAGUUGUUUUCUUUGAUGAGCAAGUUACCAUAUGACACCAAACCCUCUUCCUUUCAAGAUCUUUGUAUUGCCUUUCUUCUUACGCGUUCCAACAUAAUCUAACUAUUAACCAGUCAACUGUAGAUUAUCUUGUUUAUGCACACCGGAAAAAAACCUAGACCAUAUAAUGAAGAGUAUUAGUAUACUAAGUAAGGAUUGACAUGAUAGUAAAAACAAGACUUAAAACCAUUUAUUAUCAAGAUUUCAACUGAUGUCAAACCAAAUUAGAAAAACUAAGAAGAAGAACAAUCAACUUUAAAAAAAAAAAAAAA